AUGAGUGAGUUUGGGAGCCAUGGUGGGUUCUCUGCCACGAGUGGCGCCAGCGGCAGCCAUGACAGACCCUCUCAGGGCGGCACAGCUCCUGUUCUGAGGGCACCAAGAUCCAGGGCUCGAAUCGAGACCAUUAUACCUUGUUGCGUAAACCAGCUGCUCACAGCCACUCUGGUCGACAAUGUUUUCAAGGUUCGGGGAAUAGUGGUCUCCCAGGUUUCGAUCGUGGGGCUCAUCAGGAAGGCAGAGAGAGCGCCAAGCCACAUUCUUUACAAGAUCGAUGAUAUGACCACCAAGCCUAUGGAUGCCCGUCUCUGGCUUGGCAGAGGCAGAGCAAAGCAGGAGCUGACUCCCUGCCCCGUGGGAGUAUAUGCUAAAGUGUUCGGUAUCCUCAGAGGCUCUGAGGAGGUGAAGAUGCUUGAGGUGUUGCACAUCCGGGUCCUGGAAGACAUGAAUGAGUUCACCUCCCAUAUUCUGGAAACGGUCAACGCGCACAUGAUGCUGGCUAAAGCCCUGGAAGCGGCCCGUGGGCAAAGUGCACCUGCUACUCCAUCCUUGGUGGAUCAGGCUCCAGCCUAUGGCGAGCCCCGCCCCGAGUUAAUCCAGGAGGAGGUGCGGCGCUUGAUUCAUGAGUGUCCUCAACAGGAAGGCAAGAGCAUUCGAGAGCUCCAGACCGAGCUUGGCAGCCUGAGCAUCAAGGCCAUCAAGGAAGCCCUCGAAUAUCUGAUGGUCGAGGGCCACAUCUACCCCACUGUGGAUGGAGAGCAUUUUAAAUCUGCUGAUUGA
Miniopterus natalensis is the source of this 783-nucleotide messenger RNA. RefSeq names its product replication protein A4 (gene RPA4). The record is from RefSeq and is a predicted model, not a curated record. Gene Ontology annotation, biological process: DNA replication; nucleotide-excision repair; double-strand break repair via homologous recombination. Gene Ontology annotation, molecular function: single-stranded DNA binding. Lineage: Eukaryota; Metazoa; Chordata; Mammalia; Chiroptera; Miniopteridae. Gene Ontology annotation, cellular component: site of double-strand break; nucleus; DNA replication factor A complex.